GGAAUAAAAUUUGGAUUUUUAUCCCCACCUUUGUGGAAAUGGCAGUUAAGUUUCCGUGUCAAUGGCGAUGAAAAGUGGUUGCCUUUAUGAUCCAUCCUUUUUAUCUUAAAUCACACACAUCCGAAAGAUAGCAUCCAACGCGCUACUCUUUCACAAUGAACACUCUGAUGAAGACAGGUGGCGCGUGGCUUGUUUCGCCGUCGUUGGCAGCUGUGAGGAGGAUGAGUGUAGCUGGUUUCGCCACGUCAUCAUCAUCUUCUUCCUUACCCAAUUGGGAAGGUGGAGUUUCCAUGGUCCAAGGAGCUUCCAGAGGCAUCGGCCUCGAGUUUGUAAGGCAGUUGCUAGAGAAUAGUAAGAAAGGACAUGUUGUUGCCACUUGUCGGAAUCCAAAAGAAGCAACAGACCUCGUUAAUCUCAAGAACAGCUUUUCUGAGAGGCUUUUCAUACAAAAACUUGAUGUUACAGAUGAAACUACCAUUGAGGAAUCAGCGGAAUCUGUAAGAGAAAGAUAUGGUUCUCUCAACUUGCUUAUAAAUGCCACUGGCAUACUCUCAAUUCCUGGUGUAUUGCAGCCAGAAACAACAUUGAACAAGGUUGAGAAAUCAUCAUUGAUGCUUGCAUAUGAGGUUAAUGCGGUUGGUCCAAUUCUAGUAAUGAAGCAUAUGUGGCCACUGCUUAAGGCUGGUGGAGGAAAUGGAACCGAGAGGGAAGUUGCUGUUGUAGCCAAUUUAAGCGCACGAGUUGGAUCCAUUGGAGAUAACAAACUUGGUGGUUGGCACUCUUACAGGGCUUCAAAAACCGCACUCAACCAAUUGACGAAGAAUGUAUCGGUUGAGUUGGGUAGGAGGAAGGAUCCUGUGGUAUGCAUUCUACUGCAUCCAGGCACGGUAGACACUGAUCUCUCUCGACCGUUCCAAAGGAAUGUUCCUGAAGGUAAGCUUUUCACAAAAGAGUACUCUGUUCAGAAACUAUUGCACAUCAUCACCAAUGCAAAGAAACAAGACAACGGCAAGUUCUUCGCAUGGGAUGGCCAGGAGAUACCUUGGUGAUUCUUUUGACUUCUUGUUAUGUCCAUCUAUAUGGUCACUUCUUUCAAAUUCUAUUGAAUCCUUGGUCUUUCUUGGUUUGAGAGCAAUUCCUUUGAGUAAUACUAAAUAACCUGGAGUGAGUGUCCAGAAGUUGAGAGCUUUCAGAGUAUUCAAUAUCAUCCAAAUUUCUUGAACGAUUUAAUAAUUAAUGUGAUGGUACAAUCUUUAAUCUA
Molecule: messenger RNA, 1261 nt
Organism: Raphanus sativus (radish)
Lineage: Eukaryota; Viridiplantae; Streptophyta; Magnoliopsida; Brassicales; Brassicaceae
Exons: 6
Coding region: 156-1049 (297 amino acids)
Source: RefSeq, a predicted model, not a curated record